GUCUGCCCUAUGGCUGGUGUCGCUGUCCGAACGGACCGCAGGGGAGCGACGCCCGCUGUGCCGGUCCAGUUACCGCCUCGUCCAUUAGAGGGAGCGCACAGUGUCCCGCACAGAACGGAACUGAGUCAACGCAUUUUUCAGAUUCAAGAAGGGCAGGGCGGCUGGCCCCGCAAGAACACGCACCGACGGCUACAAGUCAGCUACUUCCCUAGCUGAAGCGAUCAGCUAACGCACCCGAUCGAUGUCUUCAGAUGAGAUUUAAGGUUUUACUUUGCAUCUAGUUGUUUGACACUAAGCCGCCGACGGUCGUCCCAAAAAUCAGAACCCGUCAAAAUGUCAGAGCCUGCGGUGGCCGACACUCGCCGGUUGAAUUCCAAGCCCCAGGACCUGACGGAUGCUUACGGUCCCCCCAGCAAUUUUCUGGAAAUAGACGUUUAUGACCCACAAAUCGUUGGAGUUGGUCGGAACCGUUACACAACUUACGAAGUUCGCAUGAAGACCAACCUUCCCAUUUUCAAACUGAAGGAUUCGUGUGUGAGAAGACGAUACAGUGACUUUGAGUGGUUAAAGAAUGAGCUGGAAAGAGACAGUAAGAUUGUAGUACCACCUCUACCGGGCAAAGCCCUGAAGAGACAGCUGCCGUUCCGCGGAGAUGAGGGUCUUUUUGAGGAGUCUUUCCUUGAGGAGAGGAGAGCGGGCUUGGAGCAGUUUAUCAACAGAAUUGCAGGUCACCCCUUGGCCCAGAAUGAGCGCUGUCUUCACAUGUUUCUGCAAGAGGAAAGCAUCGACCGCAACUACAUUCCCGGAAAAGUAUGAAUGAAAGAAAACCGUCUGCUGCACCUGCCUCUUGUACAUUUAUUUCGACGUCACGUCAUAACGCUGGUGGAAAUGUCAGAGCAGUAUCAACGCUGUAGGAAAAACGCAACUAUUGCUCCUGGUCGAAACAAAGAUAUCAAAUGUACAAAUUAUUUGAUGUUGUGUCUUCAUUCGGUCAUUCCGCAUACUAUAUGUAUAUUACUUUGAUUCAGGGUAGAAGAAAACCUGUCUUUAUAAAACUUUUAUGUACACUUUUCAUUUAAUCAUAGCUAGAUGUUUUGUUUACUGUGAUCAUAUUUUCCAAAUGUCAUUUUAAUUCAUUGGUCAGAUUGAAAAGAUGGGCAAUUUCCUGAUUUGAUUAGGUUUUUAAUUUUCUGAUGAUUGAUUUUUAUGAUAACUUUCCAAAGGCGAGCAACAUGUAGCAACACGACAAAGAUGGUGUCAGUGCAUUAUCGACAUAAGUUUUGUUCUUCUUGGAAAUUUAAGUUACGUCAUCGUGCCUACACUUUGCCUGUGUGUUGUCAAACCAGCUAUUGGGAAUGUUCAGUUAAAGAAAUAACCAUGUCUAAGCACUGUGACAAGAGGUUCAUUAUAUAAACAAGUUUCAUUGUUUAAAGACAUAAACAGCAUCUGGUUUACUGAUCUGGAAUAAGGAUUAGCCUGUGCUUAUUUUCAGCUGUCUCAUUCUUUCUAUCAGUAUUAUUGUGACGUGUAUUAAUACAGUUCCACUAUGGGCCAUGAUGAACUCUCUUGUUAAUUCUGUCCACCAAUUAAAUUUCCUGCUGCCUGCCGUG
Messenger RNA from Betta splendens (Siamese fighting fish), 1610 nucleotides. RefSeq names its product sorting nexin 12 (gene snx12). The coding region runs from base 334 to 816 and encodes 160 amino acids. The transcript is spliced from 6 exons. NCBI's taxonomy places the organism in Eukaryota, Metazoa, Chordata, Actinopteri, Anabantiformes, Osphronemidae. Gene Ontology annotation, biological process: late endosome to Golgi transport; endocytic recycling. Gene Ontology annotation, cellular component: retromer complex; early endosome membrane. Gene Ontology annotation, molecular function: phosphatidylinositol-3-phosphate binding. The record is from RefSeq and is a predicted model, not a curated record.